UCGAUUAAUGUACUGAUGUACUGCAUUCAUUUUAGUCCUACGAACUUGCAAGGAGUUCUUGAAUGCCGCAUUUUCCAGGGAACAGUUCAAGGAUUGUUACAACGGUACAACACGCGAAACAGUUUUUUUAUUUUAUUUUAGCGGCCUACGUUAUGUAUGAAUUUUCCAAACAAGUGUCUUAUUUUACUCUACGACGUAACGAAUAGGCGUUAAAGUCUUUUUCUCUGUCCCGUUGAAUUCCUUUAAGUAAAACGUACCAACAGUGUAAGCCAGUGUGCUAAAAUGCCUACUGAAUUAAAGCAGAGGAAGAAGAGCCCAUCACAAAAACAAAAUGAUGAAGUACCCGAAUCAUCGGCUGCAAACGAUAAAGACGAAGAGCAAAGAGUGAAGAGAGAAACGGGAACCAGCGCAGGAGCAAAUCCAACGUCUUGGAUUUUGGACAUUAAGAGUGUAAUGUGCUUAUUGUCGCUUGCGGCAUGUGGAGCUCUGAGCUGGGUGGUGCUACAGCAGAACGAGAGGUUUUACCAAAUAGAAGAACAGUACAGAUCUCUACACGGGAGAACUUCAAGUCUGUUCCACAUGGAGGAAGAAGUCCUAAAGGUUUCCAAAAAGCUUGCCGCCUAUGAGGAUGACCUACAGGCGGCGUUCUCCACCGUCUCCUUGGCAAAAAGACUCCAGCAGGAUAUCGCCACCCUCCACACUGCUGUCAUGGCAAUGCAGGCCGAUGAGAACUCUGCCUCCCGUGACCUGCAGACAGUCAACACCCACUUCCUCAACGUGACAGAGACGUGGCAGGGGCGCCUGGCCAUCAUCUCCUCCGACUUGGAGGCCAUUAAGGCCGAGUCACGGGAAGCUCAUGCUGGAGUCACAGACCAAGUGAACGAGGCUGAGCGGAGGGCCCGGUUGCUGGCAGAGAGAUUGGAGGAACUUGAGGACAGCACAAAGAGGAACGCUCGAGCCCUGGAGCGUACAGAGGAAGACGACAUCAGGCGAGCGCAGGAUCAGCUGGACUGGAACACCAAGCAGGUCCACAAGCUGGAGGAGCAGAUCAGCAGCCUGACCAAGAGGGAGGCAGAGCUCAGCUCCCUGCUCCAGGAUCACAUUCCCCGUGCGCAGGAGUGUGAAGAGCACCUGCCAGAGGUAGAGGAGGCGGUGCGCUCCAUCCUAAGGCUGGGAGGUGAUCUGAGUGGGGCUGAGAAGAGGCUGGAGGAGUUGACAUUGCAGGUGUUUGGGACAGAGGACAGCAUGCUGAAAGCCCUCAAUGAAAUCCUUGAGAUCAGACAGGAGCUGGACACCCUGCAGGCUCAAAACAGCAUCCUGAAAAUGAAGAAUGAGCUGUCCGUGGUGAAAGAGGCGGUCCGUGAGCUCACCCUGGUGCUGAGGGAAAGUAGGGUUGACAGCCAGAAGGACUCUGACACUCUAGAAGAGGAAGAAUGGAAAGAUGAAGAGGAUGAAGAGUGGGGAAAAGAUGACCAGGAUGAACCAGCUCCCCCAUUUCAUGAUGACCUCACUGAAUGAUGUCCUUCUUUUCAUUUCGCUAACAGGAAGACAAGCAGCUCUGAUUCUAUUCAAGUUCAGCAUCAAUGUAUUGUGACGGUAUUGUCCGAAGAUUGCGACUUCAGCAUGAGCUCUGGCACACAUGCACUGUAUUACACACAAGUACAAAUAAAAAUGUAUUUAAUAGUUUUGUUAAUGCAGAGCAGCAUAUUUAGGUUCUCAUAGAAAUUGUAUAAGGUUUGCCCCAUUAUUCUUAAACCAGCCAUUUUCAUUAUCUGUACCAGUGUUUGGGGAUGCACAUAAAUACAUCAGAGCUGAAAUGAUUAGUUGAUUGACAGGAAGAAAAAUUAGUAUAAUGAAUUAUUUUAACACUUUAUCAGAGGCCACAAAUGCCAAAUACUCUUCAAGUUCUAGUUCCAGUUUUUGCAUAUUUGCUGAUUUUAUUUGCCAUAUUUGCAAGAGCAUUUUUAGGGUUUGGAUGUUGUCUGGGGGAAAAACAAGCAACUUGAUGACAUCAUCUUGUUCGUUUGGAAAAUUUCUUGGGCAUGUUUUGCAUUUUGGGGGGAAAUUUUAUAGACCAAACACUGAAUAAAAAAAGAAGUGAUAAUGAAAACAAUCACCGGUUGCAGCCCUGAACUACAUUUGUCUAGUUUACCUUAGUGUUACCUUAUAUUUGAUACAGGAAUGGUGUUUGUACUGUAGCUGUGUAGUAAAUCUUGUUUUUGAUGACUUUCCAUCUGAUUUUGGUUUGAAAAUCCAUCUGUUUAAAAGCAUGGCAAAUUAUCACUAGGCUUAUUAAAUAAAAUCUCCUUUUUUAGUACAAAGCUCCAAUUUGUUUUCAUUUGUUUUGUUCACACUUGUUUCUCAUACAGAGAAAUAACCUGAGCUGAUGUCUUGUAACUUAUGAUUGUUUUAAAUAACUUCCAUCCCCUUCGCCUCUCAUUCUGCGCAUGUCACUCCAUGUACUC
Molecule: messenger RNA, 2465 nt
Organism: Monopterus albus (swamp eel)
Lineage: Eukaryota; Metazoa; Chordata; Actinopteri; Synbranchiformes; Synbranchidae
Gene: ikbip
Product: IKBKB interacting protein
Exons: 3
Coding region: 283-1518 (411 amino acids)
Source: RefSeq, a predicted model, not a curated record